Pediculus humanus corporis (human body louse) is the source of this 285-nucleotide messenger RNA. RefSeq lists its product as uncharacterized. The record is from RefSeq and is a predicted model, not a curated record. NCBI's taxonomy places the organism in Eukaryota, Metazoa, Arthropoda, Insecta, Psocodea, Pediculidae. The transcript has a single exon. The annotation marks the transcript as partial. Gene Ontology annotation, cellular component: membrane.
AUGGUUUUAUUUUUAUACGAAAAUUUUUUAGAUUCUUUAAGAUGGUGCGAAAGUUGGAGGGAUCCUCAACAUAUUUUAUUUCAUUUGGCAAACGUUUGUUUUUUUAUUUCUUAUGCGGCUCCGAGUAAUCGUGUCGGUCUUGUCACAAUGCAUUCCUUAUUAGUUUUAGGUAAUAUUUUCUCUCAUUUAUUAUUAUUAUUAUCUUUAUAUGGUAAUUUAACGCUUUGUGUAAAUCUAUUAAAGGUUUCAUGUUGUUUUCCGGUUGGGCAUGGAAUAUCGUUUGUG